AUGAAGACACUUUAUGGGCAAAUCGAUGAUGAGAGAAUGCUUGCUCAAAAUCAUCUGGAGAUGCUUAGAAACGCGAAUACAAUUAUGAGUUUUGCACCAAAAAAAACGUUUUCAAUUGGCGAUUAUACAGGGAUUUCUUUUAAUGUCUUGGAUUUCGCGGAAAUUCUCCCGCAAUACGCCGAGAUUCGCUUGCGAUUUGCGCACGCUUUUGAUGGAGAAAUAUUACUGUUCACAAAAAAAAACGACGCGAAAGGGGUGAUUUUCGCUCAAGAUUUCUCCAUAUUCGGCAUUGUUUCUUACGAGGGAAUUUCACCAAAAAGUGUUCCACAGAGAAAAAAAAGAUCCACUUCAGACGAGUCGUCAAAGGGUGGAAAUGUUCCGGUGAAUUUCGAUCCACUUUUCGCAGAAACUGAAGUGAAUGAAAAGGGCUGUCGUCGCAAGGGUCUUUACGUGAAUUUCAAUGAUCUUGGAUGGCAAGAUUGGGUGAUCGCGCCUGAGGGCUUUCAAUUAUUUCUUUGUGACGGUGGUUGCUCUUUUCCAUUGCACAGCAAAAUGAAUGCAACAAAUCAUGCGAUUGUGCAAACCCUCGUCCAUCUCUUACAUCCACAACGUGCUCUACCACCGCGUGUUUUGGAAAUUUGCUUUAACGGGACUGGAAGUCCGGCGUCCCCAAGUGCCACUGCUGCUCAAGAAGUGCCUUCGUCCUUGUUGCGAAAAAUCUCACAUUUAGCUUUGCAACGCCAACUUGUAGGACCCCUACAAACAAUACUC
This is a messenger RNA of Mesorhabditis belari, 771 nucleotides long. The record is from the annotation of a GenBank genome assembly. Lineage: Eukaryota; Metazoa; Nematoda; Chromadorea; Rhabditida; Rhabditidae.